Messenger RNA from Lytechinus pictus (painted urchin), 1896 nucleotides. RefSeq names its product protein FAM32A-like. The transcript has 4 exons. The record is from RefSeq and is a predicted model, not a curated record. Lineage: Eukaryota; Metazoa; Echinodermata; Echinoidea; Temnopleuroida; Toxopneustidae. Gene Ontology annotation, cellular component: nucleolus. Bases 79 to 411 code for a protein of 110 amino acids.
ACUUUGUAAAUAGUUUGCUGCCAUCUACCGGUCGUUUUUGCGACAGUUUAGUUAUUUACAACGCAAAUCGCAACCAAGAUGUCGGCAUAUUCGUCAGCUGGUGGGGCUCUAAAAUUGAAGGGAAUUGGAGAUGUAGGAUCGAAGAAGAAGAAGAAAAAGAAGAAGGAAAGUAAGAAACUAGAGCAGAUAAUGACUUUGAGAGAGGAGGAAGAGCAAGAAGAAAGACAGGCAAAGAGGGAUAAGCGAACCAAGGCCCAGAAAGCUUUUGACAAGGUCCAAGAACAGAGGCAACUGGUCAGGAUCCUUGACAAAGCUUCCAAGAAACAUAAAGAGAGAGUUAAUGAAUUCAACUCGAAGCUGGACACCCUGACAGAACACUUUGACAUUCCCAAAGUCAGUUGGACAAAAUAAAAGGAUCUCUGCAAAGGCUCUCUUCAUUUGUUUACACAUUUGAUAUCUAAGUGGAAGAACUGUUCCUAAUUUCAAGAGAACUCAAUAGCUCCUUCACGGCUGCCUGUACAAGAUCUUCUGUAAAGAGAUUCCACGGCACUGUGAGCACUUUGGAACUGAUACCGUGAAAGGCCCCCAAUUCGGCAUGCUUUCUUCUGACAGUCUGUUCAGCUAUUGCAUUUUCCGAUGAUCCCUUGCUGUUAGGUGGAGACAAGUCUGGAGGUUAGGAGUAAUAAGGCCAGGCCACUACUUCUCCCACAUGUGACUCGCCCAGAGGUCAAAGUUUGCCAAAUCUGGCCUCCAGACCAGCAUCCACACCAUCCCUAGUUCUGAAAAACAGUUUUUAAUGUAUGGAUGAUAAACCACAUGUAUUUAAUUAACUGGACGAUUGAGAUUGUCGUCACGUUUUUGAUUUUGAUAAUGACAAUAGAAGUUUGACUGUCCUGAUAUUUAUUUUUAAGUCCCAAGAGCCAUAUGCACCGUCUUUAAAGUUCAAUAUCCUUAACUUCAAUUUAAACAUGUAAUAGCACCUUAUGAGCAAUUACAAUAUAGACAUAGUAAAACUAUGGAUGGAAUUGAAAGACAUUCGUAUGUUGACUUCGGGUCACAUGAUUGUUAUUUUCAUAGCAAUUGAAAUUGUCCAAUUAUUUCUUCAAACACAAUCUGUAUUUUGCCCAUAUGUGUAAGGAAGGCCUUGUUUGGGAAAUUGGAAUAUUGAAUGAUCUGGAUAGCAGAACCAUGCCUAAUGAAAAGUUGAUACAAACUUAAUUUCAUCCAUGGAGGGCCAGCAACACCAUCUUAUGUGUAGAACUUAUAUGACUGUUCCUUUAGUAACCCAAAAAUGACAAAUAAAAGGAAAGUUCACACUGAAUGGUUUGGGACUAGUUCCAUAAAGAUUUUUGACGCUGGUAACUUUGCCAUUAUGGCAGCUACCAUGGUAACAGGGCUCAGCAGCCAAUCACGAUCAAGUUUUUCAUGGUAAAUACAAAAUGGCAAAGGUACAAUCGUUACAAAUCUUUAUGAAACAGGCUCCUGAUCUGUGAUACAUUUUACACCUCGCACUUAUGAUAGUAUGUCAUUUCUUGAUAUCAUUAUGGUCGGCAACACAUGUUCUAGAUAACAAAUUCCGGCAUUAUGGCCUUCCAUAAUUUAGAGAUAUAUUUGAUUCUUACACACCUUCUUAAGGCGGGACCCAGAUAUAGGUUGUAUAAUUUAAUAUAGUAUUAGGAAUAUUUGUUUUACCAUGUCCAGAAAAGACUUUUAAUAAUACUUAUUGGCAUACUCAUAUUAGUGAAUUCUUUGGGCUUAUUAGAAAUACUGGACUUAAGAGAUGUAAGUAGUUUUGAUGAUGAUGAUAGUUAUAAUAGAUGGUGAUCAUAUUUGUUGAUAAAAUUUGUGAUUUGUAUAAAUAAUGUAUAUUAAAAGUUCAUACAUGUACCUUUGUAA